Messenger RNA from Marmota flaviventris (yellow-bellied marmot), 3084 nucleotides. It is a transcript of the gene Rufy2, whose product is annotated as RUN and FYVE domain containing 2. Gene Ontology annotation, cellular component: cytoplasm. Gene Ontology annotation, molecular function: metal ion binding. Lineage: Eukaryota; Metazoa; Chordata; Mammalia; Rodentia; Sciuridae. The record is from RefSeq and is a predicted model, not a curated record.
AUGACUUUUCAGAUUUGGGGGUGGCGAAGGGAAGACGCAUCUCAGGUUUUGGCCUGGGCGCCCCACGCCGAGAGAGGGGGAGCGAUGCCGUGCAAGACCCUGGCUACAAAAGACCCCACAGCUGUAGAGAGAGCAAACUUGUUAAACAUGGCUAAACUGAGUAUCAAAGGACUCAUUGAAUCUGCUCUCAGCUUUGGUCGCACUUUGGACUCUGACUAUCCCCCUUUGCAGCAGUUCUUUGUUGUUAUGGAACAUUGUCUGAAACACGGUCUUAAAGUAAGAAAAUCAUUUUUGAGUUACAACAAAACUAUUUGGGGCCCUCUGGAACUGGUGGAGAAGCUUUACCCAGAAGCAGAGGAAAUAGGAGCCAGUGUCCGAGACUUACCUGGUCUUAAGACCCCACUGGGUCGUGCAAGAGCAUGGCUUCGAUUAGCCCUCAUGCAGAAAAAAAUGGCUGAUUACCUGCGUUGCUUAAUUAUUCAGAGGGAUCUCUUGAGUGAGUUCUAUGAAUAUCAUGCACUAAUGAUGGAAGAAGAAGGAGCAGUAAUUGUUGGACUGCUGGUUGGUCUGAAUGUAAUAGAUGCUAAUCUUUGUGUGAAGGGAGAGGAUUUAGACUCACAAGUUGGAGUGAUUGAUUUUUCCAUGUAUUUAAAAAAUGAAGAAGAUAUUGGAAAUAAAGAAAGGAAUGUUCAAAUUGCUGCUAUUUUAGACCAAAAAAAUUAUGUUGAAGAAUUAAAUAGACAACUCAACAGUACAGUCAGCAGCCUCCACUCAAGAGUCGAUUCAUUGGAAAAGUCAAACACUAAGCUGAUUGAAGAGUUAGCAAUAGCAAAGAAUAAUAUUAUUAAACUCCAAGAAGAAAACCAUCAAUUACGGAGUGAAAAUAAAAUGAUUUUAAUGAAGACACAGCAGCACCUAGAGGUCACCAAAGUGGAUGUGGAAACAGAACUUCAAACAUAUAAGCAUUCUCGGCAGGGGCUGGAUGAGAUGUAUAAUGACGCCAGAAGGCAGCUUCGAGAGGAAUCUCAGUUACGACAGGAUGUGGAGAAUGAGCUAUCAGUACAAGUUAGUAUGAAACAUGAGAUUGAACUUGCCAUGAAGUUGUUGGAGAAAGAUAUCCAUGAGAAACAAGAUACUCUAAUAGGCCUUCGACAACAACUAGAGGAGGUUAAAGCAAUUAACAUAGAGAUGUAUCAAAAGUUACAGGGUUGUGAAGAUGGCUUGAAAGAAAAAAAUGAAAUAAUUGCCCAACUAGAAGAAAAAACCAAUAAAAUUACUGUAGCCAUGAGGCAGCUGGAACAAAGAUUGCAGCAAGCAGAGAAGGCGCAAAUGGAAGCUGAAGAUGAGGAUGAGAAAUAUCUACAAGAGUGUCUGAGUCAAUCUGACAGUCUGCAGAAACAAAUCUCUCAAAAGGAGAAACAGCUGAUCCAACUGGAAACUGAUCUGAAGAUUGAGAAGGAAUGGAGACAGACUUUGCAGGAAGAUCUUCAAAAGGAGAAAGAUGCCUUAUCUCAUCUUAGAAAUGAGACCCAACAAAUCACUAAUCUUAAAAAAGAGUUUCUUAACCUCCAGGAUGAAAAUCAGCAGUUGAAAAAAAUAUAUCGUGAACAAGAGCAAGCUCUUCAAGAACUUGGCAACAAACUUAGCGAAUCCAAACUUAAAAUAGAAGAUAUAAAAGAAGCUAACAAAGCAUUGCAGGGACUGGUCUGGCUCAAAGACAAAGAAGCAACACAUUGUAAGCUUUGUGAAAAGGAAUUCUCACUCUCUAAGAGAAAGCACCAUUGUAGAAACUGUGGGGAGAUUUUCUGCAAUGCCUGUUCUGACAACGAACUGCCUUUGCCUUCUUCACCAAAGCCAGUAAGAGUCUGUGAUUCCUGUCACGCACUGCUCAUUCAGAGAUGCUCAUCUAACUUGCCAUAAGAUUGCAGAACUAAAUCCUUACCUAUGAAAGUUUCUGCAAUGAAUGCAUACAAGGUAUCCAGACAUAAGCAGCCUUUAGUCAGUAUUGGUACCAGUUUAUCUUCUACAUAUUUAACUCAUGGGAAUUAUUAAGUUGUAUCAUUUGGUAUUUACUCAUUGUUACAUUUCCAACAGCAUGUUUUAAAAUAACUUUAAUUAUUACAUGGAAUAAUCAUGGAACCCUUCACUUCAUUUAAAGGCCAGAUAUAACAGCUCAAACACAUUUGCCUUAUCUUGUAAAAAGGCCUUCUUAAAAAUUAAGGCUUCAGAUUGUUUUCUUCUUGAAUUCUGUCAAGUUGGUAUUUGAUGGUGCCUGUAAUUCUCUUAAUGCACUUUAAAGCUUCCCUACUCUCAGAGAAAGAGACUGGAAAUGCACAAACUUUUUAGAAGUAUUCUCUAACUCAACAGAAUUAGUAUUUGGGUAGAAUUCCAUAUUCACCUGUAUUUUCCCUCCCUUUUCCCCCUCUUUGCAGUAGAAAAGGUCAGUAUUUUAUCCUACAAGAUUAUCUUUCCAUCUUUUCUAAACAACCAUUGUGCUUGCUGAUACUUUUUCGGAGUGAUUUGGUAUUUACAAUUUACUUCUAAUCUUGAAAGGAACUUCCUCUUAAGUUAUUUGCAGAUGUUCUUGCGUGUGGUUACCCCCUUCCCCCAAACAUGAAAACAUAAACCUGCACCAGGGGGGGAAAAUGUGUAUUAAUAUGGAAUUACAUGUUUAAACUUUACCACUGAUGACACAGAAUUGAGAGUUCAUGCAGACACAAUCAACCUUAACACUAAGUUAUAUUGUUUAUACCAUACCAAGAAUUUAAUAUGAAGUUGCCUGUGUAUAAGAAAACAAACUCCUACUGACACUAUUUCCUUUUUUAUUUAUCUAAUUUUCAGCCAUGCACUUUCAAAAACUACAUAGAAACUUUACAUUCCUAAGAACAUUACACUGAAUGAUCAAUCAAAUGCCUUCCUGACCCCCAAGUACUUUUAUCUGGUAGGCUCUUUUCCAUGUGACCAUCUCCUUUAAAUUUAACUAAAUUGCCAAAGAAAGGAACCAAUGUUUUAGCUGGGCGUGGUGGCACACGCCUGUAAUCCCAGCAGCUUGGGAGGCUGAGACAGGAGGAUCUUGAAUUUAAA